Molecule: messenger RNA, 4116 nt
Organism: Pyricularia oryzae 70-15
Lineage: Eukaryota; Fungi; Ascomycota; Sordariomycetes; Magnaporthales; Pyriculariaceae
Product: AGC/PDK1 protein kinase
Exons: 2
Coding region: 1029-3545 (838 amino acids)
Biological process (GO): intracellular signal transduction; peptidyl-serine phosphorylation
Molecular function (GO): ATP binding; protein serine/threonine kinase activity
Source: RefSeq, a predicted model, not a curated record
UUCGUUUUGGGCCAAACUUUGUACCCUGCCUAUUUCGCUACCGUCGCAUUCCAUUGAUCUGCAGCCUGAGGAGCUGGAGAGCCAAGGCUGUGCUCGCACUGUUUCUUCCUCUCACGAAGAUUUUUUUCCUUACUGCUAGAACUAGUCGAACUCCUAAACACACAAGAAUUGAAGCUUGGUCAGCCGUUCGCUCAUUUCUUGAUUUUUUUGGGGUGUGGUGUAACGCGGACCGGGAGUGCGUACUUUACUGUGCAUGCGAUCCCGGGCACGCACUGCUGCACCACUACCACCACGAAGGUACGGAUACAAUUCGCCCUAGGUACCUUAGGUCCCUGGCCAUUGCGUCUCUGCUCGGCUCAACAGCCUACUGCCGCCACUACUACACUGCAUCGCAUCCUGAUCUAGAGUUUCCCCAUUUGUCUGUUUGCUGGCGUAUGGGGACAAUUAUCACCGUCCUCGCUCUCCGGCCUGCCUGCCUGCCCGCUUGGCUUCUUCAACGAAUAAUCUGGAGCCCUAGGACAGGGUCCCGAAUGCCCCCAGAGGACCUAGAUAAUACUCCAAGGGCGGGUUGGGAUAGUGCGGAGGAACACCCCCACCCGGGGCCGUGAGUCGAGAGUUGUUCGUUGGUAGGAGUGCAUUGACGGCCAACGACGACCACCACCACAAACCAGAGAGAAUCUUACCUGCCUGCGUAUAUACACGUACCUACCUACCUGUCUUGACAAAACAUCUAUGUUAAUAAGGUCAAAGUCGAUCCACCGCAACGCAUCCGACUUGUUGCGGACCGCCUCAAUCUCGAUUCUACGUCCAUGUCUACAUCGUGUCAUUCCUCCAUUCAACAACCAUCAUUCUCUAACUUUCCGACCGGCAACUGUGCAGAAGUGCCGGUGAGUGGACGUUGCCGUGGCCGCCUCCCAGUCUUCGAUCUUUUGGCCAGCCCACGCACAAUCGACUUUUAAUUAUCGACCCGAGACAACUGCCAAGGCGGCCUACCGAUCGGUCCCGCCGCCUGGACUGUCGACCCAGUCAUGAACGGCGACCUCAGCCUUUCUCAGGCCCUGGGUGGUCUGAGGAUCGCCAAUCCUGACGACGCCAUUCCGAGCCCCAAGAGCGGUAGCCUCGUCGAGAAUACCUCCUUCGCCCAGUCUUCCACGAAUCAACAAGAUCGACAAAUCCUAGCCGACCCCUAUUCGCCAGCCAGGGCCGAGCAGACGAAUCAGUCUGUGCAGGGAGCAGUAAACAAAACAGACCCAAACUUGUCGCUGAACGAUCCAGCGGACCAGCCAUUUCACCAACCAUACGCAAGCGAGUCCCGCUCGCCCGCAGCAACUCCUCGCCCGAGCUCCGCAAUCUACAAUUCCUAUGCGUAUACCGAUCCAGAACAGAUUUUGCACAGGACAAACACUGAUAGUUCGGCUGCAUACCGUGUUCCUUCGAGAAGUGCUUCGAACGCCGGUUCGAGACCGUAUGAUCCCCAUCGGAUAUCUCGCGAGCCAAGCGUCAAAGAUCACAACGGCCCACGCCAGCCUUCAUCGAUACCCUCUACUGGCGCCCCCGUUCCUCCUCGUCGGACAGCUUCCAAAGGCAUGGGAGGGGGAUACGCCUCCAUACCAGGGAUACCGAUGGCUGCACCCUCGAGCAACCCCGAACUACCACUCCCGACCAGCAGCGUCGAGUGGCAGGAGCGAGGAGCUGCUGUCAGUGUCAAGAGAGAAGUGGAUGCCAAUGGAAGGACGGUGAUGAAGUCUGUGCGGAAGGGUGUCCGCGACUUUUCCUUUGGCAGGGUCCUCGGCGAGGGCUCCUACAGCACCGUUUACCUAGCUACUGACAAGCAGAACCUCAAAGAGUAUGCCAUCAAGGUUCUGGAGAAGAAACAUAUCAUCAAGGAGAAGAAGAUAAAAUAUGUCAACAUCGAGAAGAAUACUCUCAACAGACUGACAGAACACCCUGGCAUCGUGAGACUCUAUUACACCUUCCAGGACGAGACAUCACUAUAUUACGUACUGGACCUUUGCUCUGGCGGAGAGCUGCUUGGGGUCUUGAAGAAGACGGGUACGUUCGACAUCGAGUGCACAAGAUUCUAUGGGGCCCAAAUACUUGACGCAAUCGACUACAUGCACUCGAGAGGCGUCAUACACCGCGAUCUGAAACCGGAAAAUGUACUGCUGGACGAUCGCAUGCACGUCAAGAUAACAGAUUUCGGGACUGCCAAGCUUCUACCGGACCCUCGUGCAGCAACGGCCCAACAGAUGCUGGAGAGAGGUCCAGCAAGCGCGAGAGGCUCGGACGACGGACGGGCGGCAUCUUUCGUGGGUACAGCCGAGUAUGUCAGUCCCGAGCUACUGACGGACAAGAGCGCCAGCAAGGCUAGCGACAUAUGGGCCUUUGGCUGUAUAAUAUACCAGCUCCUAGCUGGGAGGCCGCCGUUCAAAGGAGGUAGCGAAUACCUCACGUUCCAGAAGAUCGUAGGACUCGAGUACGAGUUCCCCCAUGGCUUUCCAAGUACUGCCCGAGAUCUUGUAGAAAGAUGCCUAGUGCUUGACCCAAACAGGAGGCUGACGGUAGAGCACAUCCGGAACCACGAGUUUUUCGACGGACAAUAUAUUGGUAAGGAUCUGUGGAGGACUAAAGCCCCAAGGCUGAGGCCAUAUGCUCCUCCUGCUCAGGAGCCUGAUAUCAUUCGUCUAAACGGCGUUUCCUCCGCCUCACAACAAUCAAUGAACCCCCGUGGUGCACACCCGCAAAACCAUCACCAUAACAACGGAGCUCAAAAAGCGUCACAGCAACCGCAGCAACCUCAAGCACGGAGGAUCAUAACAGAGCUGCCGCCACCAACACAACUGGACCUUGAUUGGUCACCUGUGUUGACGCGGAGCAACGAGCGCAUUCUGAAGCUUGGUGACCUAAUGGUGAUCACUUCGCCGAUAUCCAAUAGUCCCCAUGGCAAGGGAGAAGAGGGACACAAAAAGCUUUCGAGGUUUUUUGGUGGAAGCACCACCAAGAAGAGACAGCGCCUGGUAAUGGUGACAACCAGCGGGCGUAUCGUACUGGCACCCGCGGGCGGCGAUGAGAAGAAAACGAAGACGGAGAUCUCACUACUUGCCCCGGACUGCAUGUGGAAAUCACAGGUGGAUGUCAAGGGGCAGCCGGUAUGGACCGUUGACACAGGGGGUGUGCACUACGUAUUUGAAGAGCCAAAAGGAUCACAGUCGACAGAUAUGGGAAAGAUCUCAGUUGAUGACUGGAUUGAGUCUCUCGAGAGGGCCAGAGAUUAUGCUCUAUCACAAGAUACACUUGGAAAUCAUGAGCGAGACAAUGGGGGGUUUGGUGACAUGUCAUCGUCUUUGUCGAGUCCUGCCAGUACACUGGGGGGGAGAGCAACCUAUCCGGAAUAUGGCGACGGCUUCACAGUCAGCGACAGGUCCGGUCGGUCGGCGGUACUCAGUAAGAGCCAGGCAAGUUUGGACCAGGACCCGGUGCCUGAGAGAAAGCGGAAUCGGUUCAGCAAGCGGGCAUCUAAAAAUGGGCUCGGUGCAGCAUUCUAGAGGGCUGCGCAGCACACCCCAGUAAUGGGACAAUUUUUACAAGUUAAAAAGUCUAACAGGCAGAUCGAGAUUUGGGCGUCGUGGCUGAAGAGGAGAAUACCGUAGGAACCCUUCUGCCGUUCGAUUCACCCCUCCCCGCCUGACGUUGACCGCAGGACCCAGCUCUCACUGGAAAUGCAGCGUGGUGACCAUGGGGUUUGAUUUCUUUGUUUUGACCUUUAUUUUCUACAACAUUUUGUAAUUUGGCAUUUCAUAGCGAGGGCGUCAGUCACUAUGCUGCACUCUGUUUUAUUUGUCCUAAUUGGAUGCUGAGUACAUUCUUUGUCGACCGCCCACACCACUCGGACAGUCAGUGUUUCUUUACUGGCUUGAGCCAUGGUGGGGUGGGUGUUCAUUAUGCAUAUAUUUGCUGCGGUACAAGUUCAACUAUACACCUUGCAUCCAAAUAUUGUUCCUUAGGUAGUUUCCAUAUCAUAGUGUAAGGCGCAUUAUCUGAGGUCGGUUUACCUCACUCACCUGCCUCCUCCCCUGCCCCGCCUGCCCUAGGUACCUCUUGGUAAUUGACAGUGCC